AUGACAGGGGUCGAAGGAAAGAAGGCCUUCAUUCAAAAGUGUGCCCCGUGCCAUACUGUUGAAGAGGGGUGGGGGGGGGGGGGGGGUGGCUUCGGUGGAUGGCGGGGGCGCGGGGGGGGGGGGGGGGGGGGGGGGGUACGGGGGGGGAUGGGGGGGUGGGGGGAUGAGGGCGGGGGUGGCGGGGGGGCGGGGCGGGCAUGGGGGGGGAGGGGGGGGGAGGUGGGUGGGAGGGGAGGGGGGGGGACGCGUGGGGGGAUGAGGGGGGGACGAGCUGGGGCCUGCGGGGAGGGGGCCGGGGAGAAUGGGGUGGGGGAGAAGGGGUGGAGGGGGGAGAGGGGAGGGGCGGAUCGGGCGGGGGGGGGGACGGGGGGGGGGGGAAGGACGGGGAUUCGUAGUGCGGGAGCGUAG
Knipowitschia caucasica is the source of this 408-nucleotide messenger RNA. NCBI's taxonomy places the organism in Eukaryota, Metazoa, Chordata, Actinopteri, Gobiiformes, Gobiidae. The record is from the annotation of a GenBank genome assembly.